CUGGGGAACCCUUUCAGCACCCCGGUGGGGCAGUGCCUAGAUGGGGACACUGAGGCAGAGAGAACGUCACAUAACUAGCAAUAAGGGAGCUGGAGCUGAAACUUUGCAUUCUUGCUUCAGAGCUGGUAUCUGAUAUGAUGGGCUGCCUCCAGCAAGGAAGGAGAAAAGGCAACAGAUGGCUCCCUGCAAAGUGAGGACUGGACAUUGAACAUGGAGAUCUGUGACAUCAUCAAUGAGACAGAGGAAGGGCCAAAGGAUGCCAUUCGAGCCCUGAAGAAGCGGCUCAACGGGAACCGGAACUACAGAGAAGUGAUGCUGGCAUUAACAGUGCUGGAGACAUGUGUAAAGAACUGUGGCCACCGCUUCCACAUUCUUGUGGCCAACCGAGACUUCAUCGACAGUGUUCUGGUCAAGAUCAUUUCUCCCAAAAACAACCCUCCCACCAUUGUACAGGACAAAGUACUUGCUCUGAUCCAGGCGUGGGCUGAUGCCUUUCGAAGCAGCCCUGACCUUACUGGUGUUGUGCACAUAUACGAGGAGCUGAAGAGGAAAGGGGUCGAGUUUCCCAUGGCAGACUUGGACGCUCUGUCUCCCAUACACACACCACAGCGGAGCGUCCCUGAAGUGGAUCCAGCCUCAACCAUGCCCAGGUCCCAGUCGCAGCAGAGGACGAGUGCCAGCUCCUAUUCCUCGCCUCCUCCUGCGCCUUACUCUGCUCCGCAGGCCCCAGCUCUGAGUGUGACUGGACCCAUCACGGCCAAUUCAGAACAGAUUGCCAGGCUGCGGAGUGAACUGGAUGUUGUUCGAGGAAACACAAAAGUUAUGUCGGAGAUGUUAACAGAAAUGGUCCCCGGGCAAGAAGAUUCAUCUGAUCUGGAGUUGCUACAGGAGCUGAACAGGACCUGCCGGGCCAUGCAGCAGCGCAUCGUGGAGCUCAUCUCCCGUGUGUCCAACGAGGAGGUCACCGAGGAGCUGCUUCACGUCAACGACGACCUCAACAAUGUCUUCCUCAGAUAUGAGAGGUUCGAACGAUACAGGUCGGGCCGAUCAGUUCAAAAUGCCAGUAAUGGAGUACUGAAUGAAGUAACGGAAGACAACUUAAUAGACCUGGGGCCGGGGUCUCCAGCGGUGGUGAGCCCAAUGGUGGGGAACACGGCACCCCCAUCUUCCCUCUCCUCCCAGCUUGCAGGCUUGGACCUGGGGACAGACAGUGUCAGUGGCACCCUCAGUUCACUCCAGCAGUGUAAUUCCCGUGACGGCUUUGACAUGUUUGCUCAGACGAGAGGGAACUCCUUGGCCGAGCAACGCAAGACAGUGACCUAUGAGGAUCCUCAGGCAGUCGGUGGACUGGCUUCUGCACUAGACAGUCGAAAACAGAACUCCGAAGUGAAGAGAGGUAGAGGUCGGGACUCUGACCUGGAGCCCAUAGACAGCUGGCUCAUGACCCAAGGAAUGAUCCCCGUUGCUCAGCCCUCUGUCAUGGACGACAUUGAGGUGUGGCUCAGGACGGACCUGAAGGGUGAUGACCUGGAGGAGGGAGUCACGAGCGAAGAGUUUGAUAAAUUCCUUGAAGAAAGAGCCAAAGCUGCUGAAAUGGUUCCCAACCUCCCCUCACCCCCAGUGGAGGCCCCGGCCCCGGCCCCAGCCUCCAACCCCUCCGGCCGGAAGAAGUCAGAGCGGUCUGAGGAUGCCCUCUUCGCCCUGUGAGCUGUUCUGUGGUUUGGUCCCCGGGAUGGCAGGUCACUUCUCGCUGCCCGGUUCACACUAGGCACUGGCCACUCCUCUCAUCCCCAGCCCCACGUGGUCCUGCGCUGCUGUGUCUCCAUGGAAAUGCCACUGUGUUUGCUCCCAGGCCUCCCACUAGUCAGGACCAGCUUUAGCCACCUUCUUCUCUCGGCGGUGGGACAGUUGGGCUGCAGCCAGAGGCCCUGCCCUCCCUCCCCGCUCCCACCCACGGGCUCCCUCUGCCCAUGUUUCCUCCCAGGAAGAGUGGGCAGUGGGCCCAGGCCCAGGCAGGGCAGUCCCCUUGGGACUAUCUUCUGAGCAGACACCAGGAUGGUCUUUCCUCCAAUCACCUGCCCAGAGAAGGGAGUCAGGCCCCUUCCCCUGCCUGGCUCAGUGAAUCUCCUUGGGCUGGCUUGUCCUCCCAGAAAGGAUUUGUCUGCGCCUGUGGGUUGGUCUCCCUCCCUUUACUGCUGCUCCCUGAUGCGUGUCACUUUGUGGCACUUGGCGUGCUCAGCACUUUAGAAGGUUCCAUGGGGUGCCCAUGUGUGCCCUCAUCUCGGCGCUCUCUCCAUCACUCGGCUGCUAGCCCCAUGCCUGAGCGGGUGCAGCAGCUGAGCUUGGAACCAAGGGGCCCCAUAGACCUGCAGGUUCUGGGGGCAGAGAGAGAGCCAAAAGGCAGAGAGAGAGCAGCAUACCACCUGUGGGCAGGGGCCGAGGGGCAGGCUGGCUGGCUCCUGCAGAGAGAGCACUACCACAGACCAAACUGCCCUGCGCACACUGCACUCCGGGCCUUUCUGUGGAGGGGCCUGCACAGGGAGGAGUGACUGGUUUGCUUGGGAAAGCUCUGAGCAUGCUGUGCUUUGGCCUGGCCUGUGGUAGCCUCUAUCUCCAGGCCCAGCAGUAGAUGCUUCUCACCAUGCUUGGAGAGCCACACAACCGAGAGAGCAGAGCAGCACUGAGGUCCCUGGUCUGUUCUUUGGCAUGGGUCUCAGCCUCCUCCACAGACUUUCCCAACAGCCUCACCUCCUCCCCUCAGAGUUCCCCCGGCCAUGAUGGCUCCCUCUCCGAGCCAACCUAAAAGGCAGACAGAGCCUGGAGCUGAGCUGCUGGGGGCUGGUGACUCCUGCUCUGUCCUGGUUCCUCGCUGUGUCUCCUGGCUGCGGGCACUGCAUUCUCGCUGGGCCCCAGCCUGAGUCCUGCCUGCCCUACCUGUGUGCUGCCCCUGCAACUGCUCAUCCCAGCCCGGGAGCCUCCAGGGCCCAUGUCAUGGUUCCAGCAUGCACUGCCUGGGCGUUGGGGGCAAAACCUGCCACCUAGUUUCCCAAUUCGGUGUGGUCAGCCCUUGCACCUGGCAGGAUGGCCUAGAAGCCACAGCACUGGCCCAGGCAGGGAAAAGACACUGGGCUCGUCUUGGGCUGAGAGCAGUGCCGUGGGCGCUAGGAGAAGUGUUAGGACCGGGACUGGAGCUGAGGGCUGUGCGAAGCAGUAAGAGGAACCUUAACAAUGCAGUGAGAGCUGCUGCCACCCCAGGGCCCCAUGCCCAUCUCACACUACCACAGCGUCCUCCAGGGAAGGCCCUGGACUCUGGCUGGGGCCAGCAACAGCUGGGGAUAUUACACUCCAGGUCCUCAUAGGAACCUCCCCACUGGAGCUUGGCCAGGCUGAUUCCAGUCCUGUCCCCUCUGGCUGCAAGUGCCAUGCCUAUGCUCCCUCCACCCCUCUCCCCAACCCUUGGUCAGCUCAAGCCCCGCUCCUCAACAUUUCCCAAGGGCAGAGUCCCCUGAGGCCAGCUUGGACAUUAUGACUUCUGAAGUCAGCUGGUUUGAUGUGAGCUGCAGAGAAGCUCGGUUGUACCCAGAGACCCCAGCUGAUAUCCCCAGCCCUUUGAUGCAGUUUGGAAGGGUUCUAAGAGCAGGGACCUGCCUCUGCUAGCCUGCCAGGCUUGCAGUGGUGGGCAGCGAACCUUGGGUGUGGGAGCCGUGGCACCCGGCAGCCAGAGUACUCUGAGGGAAGAGCAGCCUCCUGCCUUAUGGAAGGGGAAGUCACCACAAGACCAGGAACCUGAAGGGCCUAAGGGGAGAGGAGGCUCCUGGUGGUGAGUAAAGCUCAGACAUUCGCCUACCUGAGGAUACCCCAGCCAAGCUGCUCUCAAUACUGUGGUCCAGAGCUGGCCCCCUAACUCUAGCUGAUCAGUCAGACAUGGCUUCGAAAGACCUGGCUGUCCCUGGUACAGCAGGGGACGGUAGAUUCCUGUGGACUGACAAAACCACUAACCCACAGAGAAGUGUCAACUGCCUUCCUGGCCUGGAGCCGCCCCUCCGGUGGCUUUCCAGCACUUCCUGCUAGUACAUCAUGUCCAGAGGCAGCCGGCUCCUACCUGCAGGCUGAGGUGGCAAUUGAGUCCUGCACCAGAAGCAAGUACAGGCCUUUGGGGGGGGGUUCUGCCUUGCUCAGUCCUGAGGCCGUAAGGACUCCCCUUGGCCCACGUGGCCUCUGACUGCCCCUGCCGUCUGGGGAGCACAGUGCUCAGGCUGUCUGAUUAGGGCAAACCAGCCAGACCCCCCCACCCCGCCCCCUAGGAGAGUGAGACCCUUCUGAGCCACCAGUCUCUCCACAAGUGUUAGAAAUCACAGAUACAGUAUGUACUUAAUUACACUAAAUUAUUGCUGGGAUUCCUUAUAAGCACUAAUUAUACCUGAUUAUAGGUUAAAAUAUUUAUUUUGUCAAAAUAUUUUCUUGGGGAUGUGUUUAACCUUUUCUGUGUUCAUUGUGUGCUGAGAUGUGAAGACUAACCAUUUCCUCUCACCUGCCAUUUUGGCCUGUGGGCUGUGAGAAUGGCACUAUGUGUGGCUUGACCUGGGGCUCUGAUGGGCCUUCGGCCAACCUCCCCAGAACUGUCCCUUCCUGGGCACUCCCCAGGCACCGAGCAGCGACCUGGCUAAGAUGACUCCUUCACUGAUCAGCAUGACUGGGACAGGGGUCUCUGAAAGGGCUUGUUGCCGCCCUGGGCCAGAAGGAAAGGUGACUUCCACUCUGUCGUCUAUCCUCCUGUCUCUCUGUGUGUCAGUCCCCUCAGUGUGAGUGACCAUGCUGUCCGCCCUGGACCAUACCUUGGCUCACUGCCCUUCUCCUUCCCCACCCAGAGGUCCAGAGCAAGGGUCUUGGGGCCGGAGAGGCCCGGGGCCUGGGCUGUGACUCGAGGCCCCAGCUGGGAGAGAGGAGGCUAGGGCUGUGGAUGGCCCAGAGGAGCAGGCGCCCGACUCCUCCAGCAUCAUGAUGCAGGCAGCCCUGCUUACCACCCACAUUCCUGCCCCUCUGCUUCCUUCCCGCAGCCACACCCUCCACUUCGCCUACACACACUUCUAACUCAGUCCGGCCCUGUCUUCUGGAUGACUUGAUGGGCCUAUGGCCUGGCAGGAGGAAAGAGCGAUGGAGCAGUGCUGUGCUCGCAGCCAGCCCAUCCAUGAGCUCCUCCAUCUGCUGUUGGGGUGUCUGGGCCACCCAUGGUCAAGUGUGUGUGCACCCAAAAGAUAUCCCCUGAGGUACCUGCCUCUCCUAGUGCCCAUCUCCAGCCCUUCCUGUCCAUGGGGGUCCAAGCCGGGCUUCCCUUGCCAUCACCAGCCCCCCCCCCGGGAACAGCUGUCAACCCUGGAGUCACACUGCUUUUCUCUGGAUAAACCCUCCAGGCUCUCCUGGAGAGGGGGAUGAAUAUUUAUUUCCUAAAGUUUGCACUUAAUUUGUAAGGUUUCUCAGGAUUGUUGGGGCUUUUGAGAAAAGGAAUGUGUUGAAUUUGUUGUCCAGUCGUCCCCAAAAGUCUGGUGUUCUGUCACUGUCGUGCGUUUCUGAGGCAGAGCGGUCAGUUCUGGAGGACAGGUCAGUGCACUCAAGGCUCAGUGUCCAUCACCCACUGGCUCUCCCUCCAGAUACCGUCUCUCUAGUUUGGUUCUUGCAUGUAAAAUACUCCAUGAUAAAUAAACAAGCAAACAAACCGUUCCUGUGUGAUCUCUGUCCACUGUGUCUGUGCC
Molecule: messenger RNA, 5750 nt
Organism: Talpa occidentalis (Iberian mole)
Lineage: Eukaryota; Metazoa; Chordata; Mammalia; Eulipotyphla; Talpidae
Gene: TOM1L2
Product: target of myb1 like 2 membrane trafficking protein
Exons: 17
Coding region: 211-1707 (498 amino acids)
Biological process (GO): signal transduction
Cellular component (GO): endosome; membrane
Molecular function (GO): phosphatidylinositol binding; clathrin binding; ubiquitin binding
Source: RefSeq, a predicted model, not a curated record